UUCUAAAAAAAAUACAUCUGGCAUCCCGGUGUGUUUAAUAAACCUUUGGUUAACACUAACCAAAGAUUGUAUUGUUUUAGAAUUUUUGCAACAAAUUUAAAGAAAAUAUUUGAAAUAAAUUCUCUAAUAAAAGUUAUCUAUUUCCCUCGAGAUUAGCUUUAAUCUCUGGUUAAAUAUAAAACAAAAUAACACAUAUUUGUUAUUGAAAUCCCGUUAUUUCAAAUUCCUACAAACAAAAUGAAACAAAAAGAGAAACGUACGCGUUGCCAAAAUUUCUCCCUACAGGAAGAAGACAUCCUCAUCUCUUUAGUGGAACAAUAUAAAGAUAUAGUGGAGUCCAAGAAAAUCGAUGGCAAAACAUCGAAAGAAAAACACGCAACAUGGGAACAGAUACAAAAUGCCUUCUGUACACAUACAGGUACCUUUAGGACGGCAAAAAUGUUAAGGGAAAAGUAUGAAAACAUGAAAAAGAAGGCCAAAUUGUUAAUGGCCACACAAAACAACGAAGAUAUGGAAACAUCAUCCUGCAGUUGUACCCAAUUACGCAGCACAACAAUACAACGUUUGGUAGGUGUAUUAGCGGAAGCAGCAGCUGCACCCGUAGACAAUAGUUUUGAGGAGAUCACUAGAGAAAACAUAAAGAAAGAAGAAACCUGGAAUGAUGUAGAUAUUGAAGCUGAAGUUUUAAACGUUACGCCUGAUGUACAAAUAUUAACGCAUGAAAAUUGGAAGCCACCAACGAAAAAAUCCAAAAAAUCCUUAAGAUUGAACAAAGCUAAAAAACGUAAAAUAUUAAAUUAUGAAAAGGCCACCUUAAGAUCAGCUAAAGCCAAAUUGAAAUUCUUUAAAAAUGAAGAAAUACGGGCGGCACAACGUCAUGUCUGGGAAAGAGAACUGAAUGAGAAGCGUUUAAAGUGGGAGGCCGAAUUGAAUGAGAAAAAACUGGAGUUACUGAAUGUACAAAUAGAAAAGGAGAAAUAUCACAUGAAUUUGUAACAGAACUAAGGCACGGUCAUAGGUAUGUAAAGUGGUUACCGAGUAAUUGUUUUAAUAAAAAAAUACGUGCCUAAAUGAAAACUCUUAUAAAUUUUUGAAAAAAAUCUAUAUAAUAAUAUAAAAAUUAUAUAACAAUUUAAUUUUUAUAAAAUUUAUAAAACAAUUACUCGGUUACUUGUUUAAAAUUCUUCUUACUGAAAUAUUUAAAACGGUUACUGGAGUACUCGUCUAAAAAUGUUUAAAAUAUGUAAACAAUUUUUUGAAAUAAACGUUAAUUUACUAAAAAUAA
Messenger RNA from Lucilia sericata (common green bottle fly), 1285 nucleotides. RefSeq names its product myb/SANT-like DNA-binding domain-containing protein 3. The record is from RefSeq and is a predicted model, not a curated record. Bases 238 to 996 code for a protein of 252 amino acids. The transcript has 2 exons. Lineage: Eukaryota; Metazoa; Arthropoda; Insecta; Diptera; Calliphoridae.